Messenger RNA from Aegilops tauschii subsp. strangulata, 2139 nucleotides. The record is from RefSeq and is a predicted model, not a curated record. Lineage: Eukaryota; Viridiplantae; Streptophyta; Magnoliopsida; Poales; Poaceae.
AUGUCCGUCCCGGACCGGACGAGAUCCUGCCGCCACUCCUGGCCAGUGGCGUCGCACCACGUCACCUCCCCGCCGCCUCCGCCGUCGGGCCCGCCCGUCCCCGCGCCGGGCCCGAGCGCCCCCGUCCUGCCCGAGCUCCGCGCCGCCCUGCGCCCUUCGCCCCGCCGCCGCGUCGUCAGCCGGCCACCGCGCGCCUCGCCGGUGCCGCGCGCGCCCGUCGCCACGAGCCCCGACACCCGUCGCCUCCAGCGCCGGACCCCGCCGUCGCGCCCUCCGGCGUCUCCCUGCCUCCUCCCGUCGGCGCCCGACCCCGCCGAGCCUCCUCCGCCGCCGGGCCAGCUCCGCCGUUGGCCAGGUCGCCGGCCGCCGCCCCGCGCCAUGGCCGCGUCCGCCUCGCCCUCCUUCGCCUCCCCGCGCCGGGAUCCGGCCGGAUCCGGCGAGAUCCGGCCCGGAUCCGCCAUCUCCGGCGAGCCCCACCUCCUUCCGGAUCAUCAGGAAACGAUUGGGCGGACAUGGCUAGUCUCUCCUCCCCCCUCCCUCCCCUCCUCUGGCACCCAACCACCCCGCCCCCGACCAAACUUCGGUCGCCGCAAGCUCUCCCCCCAUGGCCACACGCCCACCCCCCACCGCACGCUCACCACCAGCCCUCUGGAUGCACUGCUCCCCACUGUUGCGCCACCCCCAUCGCCUUUCUUUGACCUCCCCUGCGUCAAAGCUGGGCAGGUGGCUCUCCGCUGCUUCCUGGGCUGUGGCAACGCCAUGGGCCUGGAGUUCGAAGAUGAUUGCAGUUACUAUUGUCGUCUUGCAGUCACUACGCCGGAGCUGCACCUGGCAUCGCCCCUCUACAUUGUCUUCGAGUUCUCCACCUGCCACCUUGACGCCAUCACCGUCGCUGCUCUUCUCCAAGCUGCCCUUGGCGGCUAUGCCACGGAUUUCUUCGUCGCCAUGUGCUCCCCCCUUGUCUUCCGCUUCCAUGUAGCCUCCUCGCGGGUCGCGGAGAUCAUCCUAGCCCAAACUACGACCCGCCACCGCAACUACGCCUUCUCCUUCCCACCCGACCCGAACGACACAAGCAGAAAAAAAAGAAAAACAACGCCCCCCACGCCCACCACUCGACCACCUCUCUGUCUCUCUUCCUCCACCACCGACGCCUCCCCCAAUUCCCCACCACCAACCACCUUCCUCUCCUCCCCCGGCGCCGCCCCCUCCAGCCUCAUCCCCCGGCGCCGCCACCCUCCAGCCUCAUCCCCCGACGCCGUCCCCUCCAGCCAUCUUCCCCUGGCUCCGCCCCCUCCCCACCUCCCCUCCAGCCAACUCCCCAGCCACUGGCCGCACCAGUGCCGCGGCACUAGACGGCUGGCGCCACGACGCCCCCGAACGGUGCGCCUACCCUCCGCCACCCAUGGCACAGUGCGCAGGCGGCGGUGCCUCCAAGCAACCCUCCCCGACCUGCCGCUAGAUGGGAUCCGGUCUGCUAGGCGCCGGAUCCAGGCCACAUCGGGCCCCCGCGACGAUCUGCUGCCGGAGCCAAGCCGCGACGGCCCCCCGCGUCGUCGCCCCACCUGCUCCCCCCCCGCCGCCGCCCCACCUGCUCUACCCGCGUCGCCGCCCCACCUGCUCCCCCGAGCUGCCCCUGCUCCGGCCCUGGCACUGCCCCUGCCCUCCGUCUCCUGCUCCCCCCGAGUAGCAGGCUCGUCACGUCCCCCGGCGGCCUUCCGUGCAGUCCGGCGACCACAUCUGUGCAGCCGCGCGGGACGACCUCAACAGCACCGGUGGCGAGCCGCCCUCCCCUCUCUCCUUUGCUUCUUCCUCCUCUCCCCGCAAACUCCCUUCGGCGAGGUUCAGUACAUGGCCAUCCCCGGCGGCUCGCGUGCAGUUCAGCCAGCGACGGCGUGUAGUAUGGCGUACGACGGCAUGCAGUUCCGCGACCCUCCCGUGCACCACGACAACGACGAGGAGCAACGUGGAUGGGAGUGGACUGCAUCCCAGGUCGUACGUUCACGCAGCAAACCACCACCCCGCACCCUGCGGUCUGCUCCCUCGCCGGUGGUGGAUCCAAGCUCAUCUACGCCCAUGCAGUCCACUGCAUCCGUGAAGUUUGGUUCUCUUUUUAGCUUUCAAAUUUAUUGUGUGCCGUAG